AAUUUAUAUUCUUCAAAACUAUAUAGAUUAAUUAAUAAACAACUUCAUAAUAGAAUUAGAAGGCUGAGUUGGUGGGAUUUUUUUUUCUUAAUUGUUUUUAAGGCUGUGUUUUCUGCUGGAAAGACUUUUUAACUUUCUUCUGUGGAGCAUCUCCCUUCUCUCCUUAUGGGGCUGUGAGUUGGUGUUAGGACCUGAAAAUCUGAGAAAUGAACAAAUUACGGCAGAGCUUUAGGAGAAAGAAAGACGUCUAUGUCCCAGAGGCCAGUAGGCCUCAUCAGUGGCAGACUGAUGAGGAAGGUGUUCGUACUGGCAAGUGUAGCUUUCCUGUUAAGUACUUGGGACAUGUCGAAGUGGAUGAAUCCAGAGGAAUGCAUAUCUGUGAAGAUGCAGUGAAGAGACUGAAAUCUCUACCCACAGUAAUAGCGCUCGACUUGUCCCCCCUGUUCCUCCAGGAAAGGAAGUUCUUCAAAGGCUUCUUUGGAAAAUCUGGAAAGAAAGCUGUUAAAGCAGUCCUGUGGGUUUCGGCGGAUGGACUCAGAGUCGUAGAUGAGAAAACAAAGGAUCUUAUAGUCGAUCAGACAAUAGAGAAGGUUUCUUUCUGCGCACCAGAUAGGAACUUCGACCGGGCAUUCUCAUACAUCUGUCGAGAUGGCACAACGAGACGCUGGAUAUGCCACUGCUUUAUGGCUGUAAAGGACACGGGGGAAAGGUUGAGUCAUGCCGUGGGCUGUGCAUUUGCAGCAUGCCUGGAGCGAAAGCAGAAGCGAGAGAAGGAGUGUGGAGUGACUGCCACCUUUGAUGCCAGCAGAACCACAUUCACUAGAGAGGGGUCAUUCAGGGUCACUACAGCUACUGAACAAGCAGAGAGAGAGGAAAUUAUGAGACAGAUGCCGGAUGCUAAAGCAGUUGAAACAGAAGUGAAAACAGUAGCACCAGGUGCUGCACCAAACAAUACUGCCCCCUCUUCUGGCUCACCAACCUCUCCUACUGCUGAAGUUGCUGCCUCUCUGGAUAAAGAAAUGAGCAAUCCCCACGCUAUUCCACGGAGGCAUGCCCCUAUAGAACAGCUUGCCAGGCAAGGGUCUUUCAGGGGCUUCCCUGCCCUUAGCCAAAAGAUGUCUCCUUUUAAACGCCAGUUGUCUUUGCGAAUAAAUGAGCUGCCUUCAACAGUGCAAAGGAAGACCGAUUUCCCCAUGAAAAACUCAGUCCCCGAGGUAGAAGGGGAAACAGACAGCAUCAGUGCCCUGUGUUCUCAGAUCACCAGUGCUUUCAGCGCGCCAUCAGAAGAUCCUUUCUCUUCGGCCCCCAUGACAAAACCAGUGACAGUAGUUGCACCACAGUCUCCUGCCUUUCAAGUUAAUGGCACUGCCUCUGCCUUCUGUGUGCUUGCUGCUAAACCAUCCCAAGCUGCUGUAGUGUCCACAGCUAUGCCAGUUCGUGAAACCAAUCCUUGGGCUCAUGCUCCUGCUGCUAAUACUGGAGCUGCAGCCAUGGUCACUGGCGCUGAAUGGAGCAGCACCUCCUCAGGUGCAGCCUCACCAAGUCUCUUCCAAGGAAAUCACAGACGUACUCCCUCAGAGGCAGACCGCUGGUUGGAAGAGGUCUCAAAGACUGUCAGAGCCCAACAGCAGCCAGCCCCAGCCCCUGCCCCUGCUCCACAGCCACUACUCCAGCCUCCUCCGGCACCUUCCCAGCCAGCACCAGCCUUCCCAGUCAGCACUUUCAUUGCACCUCAGCCUGUGCCGGUUGGUGUAGUACCGCCCAUGCAGCCAGCGUUUAUUCCAGCUCAACCCUAUGCUGUAGCAAAUGGGAUGACCUAUGCAGCCCCAAGCGUACCUGUGGUUGGAAUCACACCUUCGCAGAUGGUAGCCAAUGUCUUUGGUACUGCAAGCCACACUCCAGCAGCCCAUCCACAUCAGUCCCCCAGUCUCGUCAAACAGCAGACAUUCCCUCAGUAUGAAAGCAGCAGUGCUACAGCCAGUGCUACAGCCAGCCCUUUCUUCAACCCACCCACACAGCACAACGGCUCUACCGCUUUCAAUGGAGUCGAUGGUGGCAAAUGGGCUGCAGAGGACAAGCAUUCGCAGCCUCCUGCACCUGCUCCGCAGGUAGACCCAUUUGAAGCACAGUGGGCAGCACUAGAGGGCAAGGCAAAGCAACGCACUAAUCCCUCUCCAACUAACCCCUUCUCAAGUGAUUUACAGAAGACAUUUGAGAUUGAACUUUAAGCAGUCCUUGGGAGGGAGUUGGAUAAAUUGUACAUUAGGAUAGAGGGAUAAAGGGAGCAGAGGGGCCUGUUUAUGAUCAGUUUGCUUUGAUAAUCCCAAAGGUCCCUUCAAACAAAAAUGGUUUAGGAGGGAGCAAUUAUGAGGAGGAUCUAAACAUACAAUGAAUUUAAUGUGCAGUUCUUCAAAAGGAAUCGUGGAGCCACCCCAGUCUGCAUUCCCUCCUCACUUGGAAAGCUGGAAGUCAAACAGAGCAAAGGCAGGCACCCAGCCCCAACACCUUCUCUGCAGAAACAUCCAUCAUCUCACAGAAAGGAAGGCCCCUUUUGUACUGGGGUCCUUCUGAUGCCCUGCAAGUCCUGGACAUUCCCCCUCAGGGAACAACAGGGUGGGGUGGGGGUGGGUGGGUGGGAAGUCGUCACCUGCUUAACAAAAGCCAGGUUUGUGGAAAAAGUUGAGCUUCCAUUUUGAGUAACAAAGUGAAUAUUAUAUGUAAAGAAUAAAGUAAAGCCAAAAUCUUUAUUUUUAUGCAUUUAGAAUAUUUUAAAUAGUUGGAUAUUAAAAGCUGUAUGAGUUGUAAGUAAUCUUGCCAAAGGUUAAAAAAGAAGGGGGUUGGAUGUAAGAAAUUGUAUAUAAGAUUGAUUUAUCUCUGAUUCUUAUUGUAAGUAAUAUUGGGGGGUGGAAAAAGGGGCUUUAGCUUGUUCUUGUAUCUGUUCAUUGUAAGUAGCAUAUUGCAACAACAAUCAUGACCAGUAAGUCAUUAUAUUGUAGUUUUAAAGAAAGAAAAUUAAAGAACAGUAUUGUCAUGGUUUGAAAACCAAAAACCAUGGGGAAAAUUUACUGUUUUUUAUCGGAAUUGGGCUACAUAUUAUAUAUAGUAUGGAUUUUUUCCUUUCAUGUAUUGCUGCAGUUUCUUUGUCUUAAUCUAUUGGUUCUAACACUACUGUGACAACUUACUGUAACCAUAUCUACAUCCUGGGGCUACCUGGGAACCAUUUUAUGUUUGUCUGUCGAUAGAUCUUAGGGUUUUUUAACUUUGGUUUUAUUUUUUUUCCCACUGAUUUGUGAAACCUUGUGGUUAAGGCUGCAGCUGGUUCAGGUUCUGCCUCUGGUGACUUGUGGAAACCAUCUCAUUUUAACUUUACUUUUAAACUUUGGCCUUACAAGCAAAUGUAAGUUAUAUAUAUUUGUACUGAUGAUUUAUAAUCUGCUUUAACAGAAAUAAAUGUUGGUGGUAGAA
This is a messenger RNA of Pezoporus flaviventris, 3465 nucleotides long. RefSeq names its product NUMB endocytic adaptor protein (gene NUMB). Lineage: Eukaryota; Metazoa; Chordata; Aves; Psittaciformes; Psittacidae. The record is from RefSeq and is a predicted model, not a curated record. The transcript is spliced from 11 exons. The coding region runs from base 207 to 2228 and encodes 673 amino acids. Gene Ontology annotation, molecular function: cadherin binding.